AUGAGUGACUUUAUUUUUAAUUUUUUAGGUAAACGGCACAAUAGCCACGAAGUAAUGAUAAAUGCACAAAAAAUUGUAUUUUCAAAAUUUAUGAAGCAAGAAGAUCGUCGAAUGGUGGAAUUUAGACAUAUCCAAUUAAACCCGCGUCAAGAAAGAAAAUGGCAACAUCAAUUAGAAAUUAGAUCGAAAAAGAAGAAAGAUUUAAUUCCAGAAUUUACUCAUCAGAAGAAAGUAAAAUUAUUACAUACAAGUCCACAAUAUUUAAAUGAAUUUGCCGAAAAAGCUGAAUUGCUUGGAAUUAAUCGACAACAAUUUGAAGAAGAAUUUUAUAAAGUUCCAGCUUCUCAACUUCCAAUGGGAUUAACACCUGCAUUUUCUGUUGAUUUUAUAAACUAUAUGACAUAUCGAGAUAAUGUUGUUUUGAGUGAAGAAGAAAAGUGUAUUCCAAAAUUACAACAUCAAAAAGAACAACUUUUAGAAAAUCAAACACAAUUAGAAAUAAAUAUUCAAAAAGCAAAAGAAAGACAUAAUGAAUUAUGUGAAAGAAUUACCUCAAAACACAAUUUAUUUGAAAAAUUAAAAUCUGUUCUGCAUUCUAUUUCGCCUUCAUUAAUUAAGGAAGAAACAAUUAAUAGAAGUCAAUCUUUAUUGAAUCCAGAUAAUUGGAAUAAAGCAGUGAACAGUAUUUCAAGACUGGGUGCAGAUUCAACAAAUAUGUAA
Molecule: messenger RNA, 720 nt
Organism: Meloidogyne enterolobii
Lineage: Eukaryota; Metazoa; Nematoda; Chromadorea; Rhabditida; Meloidogynidae
Source: the annotation of a GenBank genome assembly